GACACAGCCAAAGAACUGAGCAAUAUCAGGUAUUGAUGUAGCUGGAGUGAAUAAGGGAACCUUCUUCCUGAGUACAGACAUUGGAGCCUGUUAUCAGCAUGAACUCAUAUGUGUUAGACAAACACAUGAAUAGUUCAUAUCCAUCCUUCACUAUAGGAAGCAUGAGAAUGAUACCGCAAACUCUAAAAGUCUUAGACACUAAUGACUAUUCACAAACAUUGGGGAUAUCACAGCAGAUAUUUAAAGAAGAUGGUGAAUUGGCAGGAACUGUGAAGCAAUCAUUAUGUACAGAGAGUAAUUUAGUAAUCAAACAAGAGGACAACAUUUAUGAGUUAUCUAGUGAAAUUAUUAUCCCAGAGGAUACACCACACACAUUUACUGAGUUUUCAAAACAUAUUAAAGAAGGGAAAAGUCUACAGUCUAGCCAAAUGAUUCAUACAAAGGAGAAAUAUUUCAAAUCUACAAAAUGUCAGAAAAGCUUUAGAUGGGAGUCUCCUCUACUAGAACACUACAGAAUUCACACAGGUGAGAAACCACACACAUGUCCUGAGUGCGGCAAAUGUUUUACACAAAUGGAUCAUCUGAAAACUCAUAUAAAGAUUCACACAGGAGAAAAGCCGUUCACAUGUAUGGAGUGUGGAAAACGUUUUACACAAAAGAGUAAUCUGAAAAAGCAUAAAAGGAGUCACACAGGAGAAAAGCCUUUCACAUGUACAGUGUGUGGAAAAAGUUUUACACGUAUGAAUAAUCUGAAAACUCAUGAAAAGAUUCAUACAGGAGAAAAGCCUUUCACAUGUACAGAGUGUGGAAAAAGUUUUACACACAAGAGUGAUCUGAAAAAGCAUGAAAGGAUUCACACAGGAGAAAAGCCUUUCACAUGUAAAGAGUGUGGAAAACGUUUUACACAUAUGAAUAAUCUGAAAACUCAUGAAAGGAUUCACACAGGAGAAAAACCUUUCACAUGUGCAGAGUGUGGAAAAAGUUGUACACACAAGAGUGAUCUGAAAAUUCAUGAAAGGAUUCACACAGGAGAAAAGCCUUUCACAUGUACAGAGUGUGGAAAAAGUUUUACAGAAAAGAGUAGUCUGAAAAUUCAUGAAAGGAUUCACACAGGAGAAAAGCCUUUCACAUGUACAGAUUGUGGAAAAAGUUUUACAGAAAAGAGUAGUCUGAAAAUUCAUGAAAGGAUUCACACAGGAGAAAAGCCUUUCACAUGUACAGAGUGUGGAAAAAGUUUUACACGUAUGAACAAUCUGAAAACUCAUGAAAGGAGUCACACAGGAGAAAAGCCUUUCACAUGUACAGAGUGUGGAAAAAGUUUUACACAUAUGAACAAUCUGAAAACUCAUGAAAGGAGUCACACAGGAGAAAAGCCUUUCACAUGUACAGAGUGUGGAAAAAGUUUUCCACACAAGAAUGAUCUGAAAACUCAUGAAAGGAAUCACACAGGAGAAAAGCCUUUCACAUGUACAGAGUGUGGAAAAAGUUUUACAGAAAAGAGUAGUCUGAAAACUCAUGAAAGGAGUCACACAGGAGAAAAGCCUUUCACAUGUACAGAGUGUGGAAAAAGUUUUACACAUAUGAAUCAUCUGAAAACUCAUGAAAGGAAUCACACAGGAGAAAAGCCUUUCACAUGUACAGAGUGUGGAAAAAGUUUUACAGAAAAGAGUAGUCUGAAAACUCAUGAAAGGAUUCACACAGGAGAAAAGCCUUUCACAUGUACAGAGUGUGGAAAAAGUUUUACACGUAUGAACAAUCUGAAAACUCAUGAAAGGAGUCACACAGGAGAAAAGCCUUUCACAUGUACAGAGUGUGGAAAAAGUUUUUCACAUAUGAACAAUCUGAAAACUCAUGAAAGGAGUCACACAGGAGAAAAGCCUUUCACAUGUACAGAGUGUGGAAAAAGUUUUACACAAAAUAGUAGUCUGAAAAAGCAUGAAAUGAGUCACACAGGAGAAAAGCCUUUCACAUGUACAGAGUGUGGAAAAAGUUUUACACAUAUAUAUUGUCUGAAAAUUCAUGAAAGGAUUCACACAGGAGAAAAGCCUUUCACAUGUACAGAGUGUGGAAAAAGUUUUACACAAAAGAGUCAUCUGAAAAAGCAUGAAAGGAGUCACACAGGAGAAAGCGUUUCACAUGUACAGAGUGUGGAAAAAGUUUUACACAUAUAAAUUGUCUGAGAACUCAUGAAAUAAUUCACAAGGGAAGAAACCUUUCACAUGUUUAUAAAGUAGAAAAAAGGUUUUCCAUUUAAAGGGGAGGAGAGUCCUCGACUUCAUUCAUUACUAGUGGGAAUU
Messenger RNA from Bombina bombina (fire-bellied toad), 2297 nucleotides. Its product is annotated as oocyte zinc finger protein XlCOF6-like. Bases 99 to 2171 code for a protein of 690 amino acids. The record is from RefSeq and is a predicted model, not a curated record. Gene Ontology annotation, molecular function: DNA-binding transcription factor activity, RNA polymerase II-specific; RNA polymerase II cis-regulatory region sequence-specific DNA binding. Gene Ontology annotation, biological process: regulation of transcription by RNA polymerase II. The transcript has 2 exons. Lineage: Eukaryota; Metazoa; Chordata; Amphibia; Anura; Bombinatoridae.